Hyaloscypha bicolor E is the source of this 2722-nucleotide messenger RNA. RefSeq lists its product as uncharacterized. Gene Ontology annotation, molecular function: zinc ion binding; transcription cis-regulatory region binding; DNA-binding transcription factor activity, RNA polymerase II-specific. The record is from RefSeq and is a predicted model, not a curated record. The transcript has 2 exons. NCBI's taxonomy places the organism in Eukaryota, Fungi, Ascomycota, Leotiomycetes, Helotiales, Hyaloscyphaceae. Gene Ontology annotation, biological process: regulation of DNA-templated transcription; DNA-templated transcription. Gene Ontology annotation, cellular component: nucleus. The coding region runs from base 1 to 2262 and encodes 753 amino acids.
AUGGAAGCUGGUCAAGGAGCCAUGGGUGGUGGGGCUGCGAGCCCAACGACGAGCGUCCGUCCAGGCACAGGAGGGAGCUACAACAAGAGGAAGAGGAGCGGCGCCGAGUUCGAGAGCAGCCCUGGCUCUGGCGGAGACGACAAUGAAGAUGAAGGGGAGAGAAGACGGCAACCUGGUGUCAAGAGAGCUUGCAAUGAGUGUAGACAGCAGAAGUUGCGCUGCGAUGUGAUCCAAGAUCCCUUCACGACUUGCUCGCGCUGCAAUCGAUUGAAGCUUGAAUGCAAGAUUGAGUCAAACUUCAAGCGCGUUGGCAAGAGAAGCAAGCAUGCAGAGAUGGAAAAGCAAAUUGAACGGCUCCGACAGAGCCUACAACGCGCCCAAGCUAUGGGAUAUGUGAUUGAAGAUGAGGAAGAGCUUGAUUCCCCAAUGGCGAAUGGCGUAUACUCGAGGAAUAACCAAUCGUUCAUGGGCUCAGACGAGGCUGUCUCAUCACUCCUACAUCUGAAGCAAGGCGGAUCUUACAACAUGCCUCGAAUUGCGCGGGAGAUUGAGAAUGUAGGAUUGACGGAAGAUGCUAUCAACCACCUCUUCAAUGAGUUCUGGUGCUAUUAUCAUCCGUACCUCCCAUUCCUCUCUCCUCAACAAACUCCUGAUCAAUACUAUCAACAACAUCCUCUCCUAUUCUGGACAAUCAUUGCAGUUGCAGCUCGUCGCUAUACUGCUGAUCCGGGAUUGCUCACUUCGCUCAUUGGCCCAAUCACAAGAUUACUCUGGACAACUGUUGGUGAGGUCCCAAGUAGCCAUUAUGUCGUUAAGGCGUUGUGUUUGCUUUGCACAUGGCCCCUCCCUACAAGCACUACGUCUACAGAUCCAACACACAUCUUGUGUGGUGUCAUGAUGAAGACCGCCACUGGAAUUGGACUUCAUAGACCGAGUCAUACCCAAGAUUUCUCCCGCGUAUCUGUCGAGCUCAACAAGGAGCAAUUGCAUGAUCGAGUAACAACUUGGGCUGUUUGCAACAUUGUCGCUCAAAGCAUUGGUACUGGCUAUGGUCAACCAGCUUCUACACUCUAUGACUGGACUCUCGCCAUCAGACCCGGUGACGACGGACCCUUCGUUCUGUCACCAGAGCUUGAAGCACGUCUACAAAUCGAGCGAUUCUGCGACAAGGUCUCCAAGGAGAUGUACAGCAACGCAACUGAUCCGCGAGGAGUGGCGGGUGAUGAGCUAAGAGCCAUGUUGACUCGAGUAUACCGACGAGAAUAUAAUGAGCUCCAAGUCUCAAUCAUGUCAAGACAGGAUCUAUCAGCAAUCGUCAACCUUCAUCUGAAAGCUGCUGGCUUGCAUCUCCGCCUAUCUGCUUUCUUUGACUCAAGCACAACUCCAGGAUACAUGGAUGACCUAAUGGGCCUAUGGCGCGCGGUCCUUGCGUUCUUGGACCUCGUCUUCGAGCUCGAGUCGCCGACGGCAGAUAACAUGAGUGGAAACAUUCUUCGUUUCGCUUCGAACUAUAUCUUACAAAUGAUCAACGCAGCAUGUUUCGCUCUCUUGAAAUUACUUAGCUCGUUCUUCUCUCGAGAGAUUGAAUUCGAGCGAGGCCGAAUACUCUUCCACCGUACCAUUCAAGCAAUCCGAAGCAUGAGCGUCAUCAACAACGACCUCCCAUGGAGACUUGCGGAGUUGAUGGUCCAAAUGUGGAACGGAGCUCGCGUCGAGCAACGGAGCCGACAACAACAGAUGUCCAACAACGGCAACGGCAACGGCCAGGACGCCCGAGCCGUCAUCGACGACAGCCUCCAACUCAAAGUAAGAUGCAGAAUGAGCAUGAGCCUCGUCUUCGACUCGAUCUGGCGAUGGCGCGAGGAGUUCCAAGCUCAAGGUCGCGGAAACCUCGAAGGUCAGCUCUCCCCGUUUCCCCCGUGGUGUGUGAGAAGUGAGAAGCAAGCUUACGCCUAUUCCAUAGCAGCCAUGAAGAACCCUACAAACCCCGACAGCGCAGCCGAGUCCUCGGCGUCGUCGACACACAUGGACGCAACACUCAUGCCUCCGGCUCACCAACUGCAGAACCACCUCCUCGCCGCGGCGGGUGCCGUGACUCCAAACCAUGGCUUGCCGAGCAGUAGCAUGAUCAGCGGCAGUGUCGGCUACAGCGAGAGCAACUACGAAGUCUUCGACCCGCUGAACUGGAUGCUUGACGGCCUCGUCGAUUUCCCAUACUCCUACGCCGCUAUACAAGGCUUGGAGGCCAAUGGAAUGGGUUAGACGGCUCUUUCUCUCGCAUGACCCUGCUACGCCAGACCAAGAUUGACGAAGCCAUGAACAAAAUAUAUGGCGGGCUAAUUGACCACGAACAUGAAAUGAACGUGCUCGGUCGCUGUCGCACAUGAUCACAAAUUGGCUCGAUCAUCGCGAAUUGCUCCCGUUUUUCUUUUCUUCUACUUACAUAUGAAAGCGUACACAGUCGCCUUGCUAAUACACCACACGCGAACGAUAAAUACGCGCUGGCCCUUUUUUCUUUCUUCUCGCGUUGCUUUGCUUUGAUUUGGAGGAUGAAUACCCUGAUGGAUGAAACGCAAUUUGCACGACCUGAGAUGAAACGGAGGCAAUGCAUGUUGAAGGCUGAAUAAUUUUUCUUUUCUUUUUUUUAUAUUGGGAUUCGUUUGAGUGUGGAUAACUAAAGUGGUAAGGUAGCUAGCUAGCUACUAUACUACGUAGGGCUGCA